Messenger RNA from Lathyrus oleraceus (garden pea), 1447 nucleotides. RefSeq lists its product as uncharacterized. Bases 15 to 1274 code for a protein of 419 amino acids. The transcript has 2 exons. Lineage: Eukaryota; Viridiplantae; Streptophyta; Magnoliopsida; Fabales; Fabaceae. The record is from RefSeq and is a predicted model, not a curated record.
UUGAAAUUGUUGGCAUGACAUCGACUGAGUUGACUUUUGCUGUUGGAUUUGCAUAUAUGGAGUCUGAGCAAACAGAGAAUUUUUGCUGGGUAUUGGAGAAAUUAAAAGAGUUGUUUGUGAAGAAAGACAUGUGUCCACAAGUGAUUUUGACAGAUAGAGAUCUUGCUUUGAUGAAAGCAAUUGAAGUUGUGUUUCCCAACUCGAUUAAUUUGCUAUGUAGAUUUCACAUUAACAAAAACGUUGGUGCCAAAUGCAAACAACAUGUGGUGAAUGACCUGCAAAAGACGAUAGACACAUUAUGGAUGGAAGUUGUCUGGGCUAGUGAUGAGGUUGAGUAUGGUCAGCGGUUGCAUCAACUUGAGCAAGCAUGUGUUGAUUAUAGUGGAUUUAUUAAUUAUGUGAAAGACACAUGGUUGACUCCACAUAGGCAUAGAUUUGUUGGAGCAUGGAUUAAUCGAGUCCUACAUUUGGGUAACACAACGACUAAUCGGGUUGAAUCUGCUCAUUGGAAGUUAAAGCAGAUGUUAGGAAACAGUAUAGGUGACAUGGUCAAAUGUUGGGAAGCCAUGAAUAACAACUUGAGGUUACAACUGGGAAACAUUAGAGCUUCAUUUCAAAAGAGUUUUUACGAAGUUGAGAACGCGCACGUAAGUCCCUUUUAUGGUUAUUUGCGUGGUUCCGUAUCUCGAGCUGCUUUGAGACGUAUUGCUGAAGAGUUAUUGAGAGUUGAUUAUGUUGGAACUAACAGGCAAAUAUGUGGUUGUACUCUUAGAACAUCUUAUGGGUUACCUUGUGCUUGUGAGUUAGGAAGAUACAGAGUAGGUGGUAUACCGAUACCCAUUGAUGCUGUUCAUGUUCAUUGGAGGAAACUAACUAUGGAAGUUGAGUUAGAGAUAGGUGAAGAUGAUGGAUCAGAGGUGGAUAUGACAGCUGCAAUGGAUGAGUUGUGGAGACGAUUUAGGUCAUUAGAUGUUGUUGGGAAAAGGGCAUUAAGGAGUAGGGUAUGUGAACUAGCAUACCCAACAAUGACAACAUUGUGUCCACCACCUGAGAAAAUAAAAACCAAAGGAGGAGUGAAGAAGAAAGGGAAAAACCAGCAGAUUAUGAUGUUUAUAGGGACCCUUCGUAUCAUGAGUAUGUUGAUAAGGCAUCUCAAUCUUCACAAAGGCAAUCUCAACCAUCACAGACUUCGAAGAAGAUCAAAUUAUCAAAGAAGCAACCACAAUUCAUUGUUCAAUUUCCUAAUCAUAUUAGGUCAUACAUUGAAGAUGUAGUUAAUGUUGAAUCAGAUGGUAAUUGUGGAUUUAGAGUCAUUGCAUCAUUGCAUGGAUAUGGUGAGGAUGGUUGGUCAAUGGUUCGCAGAGAGUUGGGGUUGGAAUUAAUAGACAAGGAUAGGUCAACUUUGUAUGACAAGUUAUUUUCUAAUCGGUUGUCAGCUGUGAGAGAA